Orbicella faveolata is the source of this 5086-nucleotide messenger RNA. RefSeq lists its product as uncharacterized. NCBI's taxonomy places the organism in Eukaryota, Metazoa, Cnidaria, Anthozoa, Scleractinia, Merulinidae. Gene Ontology annotation, cellular component: nucleoplasm; membrane; cytosol. Gene Ontology annotation, molecular function: 2'-5'-oligoadenylate synthetase activity; protein binding; double-stranded RNA binding. Gene Ontology annotation, biological process: regulation of ribonuclease activity. The record is from RefSeq and is a predicted model, not a curated record.
GCUGACCUUUUUUCGGUACCCAAAACGACAUUUUUAACACUCCGAAAACAACAAGCAUUAAUUUUCUCAUAUUACGAAAGUUCGAGGUGACAAUUCUCUUAGAAAAUCAGAGGGGAUUAAAGGCCUUCCGAACAGAUAAUUUACCGAAAAAAUCUGUUGGGUACCCCCCCCUGUCUGCAAAGCAAGAACGUAAAAUGGCCAAGUUCUGCGUAGUCUGAGGAACGCGAACGACGACGGCUAAUUUUUCGUGUUUCCAUUUGGAAGUGAACGCUGCCACUGCGUAUUUAGCUAGAGGACGCUUUUAGAGCCAUUGGCGUACUGAACAGAUCUAGACAAUUGCGUCGUCCUCGGCGUCGCCGUCGUUGUUGCUUAAGCUCCUUAAUAUUUGAGUGAUGACGGGAAAGCGCGACUUGCGUCACUCUUCCUUCUCUGCCUUCUCCCCAUCAUCCCCCGCGUCGUAAUAGUGACGUCUGGGGUCCCUGACUCGGAUGUCGAAUAGUUUGUUUGUUCGAAACACCUGUCAUAUUGUCACGUAAUAUUAAAAACGACGCGACGCGCGACCAAGCCGACGAGGCCCACCUCGGAUAUAAGGUUCUCCUACACAUUAUAGCUUUUUCAAAAUUAAGAUAAAAUCUCACUGAGCCAAACUCUUUGCUGAAAUCAAUUGAAAGGGAAUGUAGCUCUCAGCGUCAUAUCAACAAUACAAUUUUGAAAACAUCUUUUUCAUAGCAGGUACCUUGGACCAUUUCCAGGGGCAAAAAUUGAAAACAAGGGUUUACCAAACACAUAAAGACGCGGCAACGAAUACAAAAUGCAUGUUGAAAAAAGAAUACAAGAGUGGUGCCUAAAACAUUGCUUUUACGGUUAUACAAUAUAUCAGUGACACCCCGGUUAUAUAGGGGCGCAAAUAAUUCUCGGCAUGGAUAUAAGCUGCAAGAACGCGCAUCGAUACUGAAUACUAAAACACGACAUACCUAAUAAUUAUUUAUUCGGAUACGUUUUCAUUAAUUUUUAAAGGCCUCAGAGUUAUAGCGUCUCCCAGCAGGUAAUAGAAACUUAGUUAGUCGUCAAUAUGGAGCCACAAGUAGAUGAAGAAACGCCUUCAAAAGGUUGUAUAAUUUUGUGUUUUGAGCGUAUGUUUCAAAAGUUGAUCGAGAUCACGCCAAAAUACAUGUACUUCAUACUAGCGGCUGAUGGAUAAAUCAUAAAAUAAUUGGUUCGUUCACUGAUUCAAAUUAAGAGAUAAUUACAUGGAACCGAACGUUCCGUAACAUCGAAGCACAAGCACCUAAAACUUGCAGCUUAUUGGUCGAGCUAAAAUGGCUCUGAGACUGCACAACACAAGAUUACUUGACGACGGAAUCUGCUGUUUCAGUUUCAUCUUCGAAGAAUUUUCCAGUGUUGGAGAAAAUGUAUAUUCAAAGCCGUUCUUUUUCGCUGGGUGUAGAUGGCGUUUGCAGGGCGGAGUGAAGGGAGGGCAGCUUGGAGUUUUUCUGCGCUGGCUUGGCGGUGGAGAGUACACUGAUAAAACAAAAUGUAAGAUCAAUUUUUCUGUGGAAAUUAUCAACAACAGAGAUCCUUCAAGGUCUGUGAGAGCUGGAAAUAUGACUGACAUUGAUGAGUUUCCAAAAGUAUCCUUCGGUAUUGGUUGGAGCAAGUUAGUUCCUGCGGACGAAAUCGAGAAACCUUACUCGGGCUUCUUAGAUGAGAACAGUUUGUUUAUCGAGAUCAAGUGCGCCAUAGUGCAGUUUGUAUUUGAAGAUAAGGUGGUGAUCAACCUUUCAUCCCGUACAAGUUAUGUGACCAGUUCAAAGUUUUCUCUGUACGGUGACGAAUGGUACCUGGUUCUUUAUCCCAAAGGUGAACCCAAGAAAGACUCGGCUGGUGGCGGUCAACAGCACGAACACGCCGCAGUGUAUCUGCACAGGCAAGAACCGGGCGUGCUAAGAUUCAAAGCUACCUACUCAAUUUUUGUGCGUGGAGGCCGUGAAAUCCAAGUUAGCCAUCACUUCGGCAACAGCAACGCUAGUAUAGCAUUCGGCAUUGAGAAGUUCACCCGCAGUAAAGAUCUCAAAGCCAUAUCAAAAGGAGGUAUGGUAUCCAUUGGAGUCAAAAUCACAAGCAUCGAGCCAUACUAUUACUUUGGAUUUGAUACAGAAUGCUGGUCGCCUCCUAAUAACCUUGGAGAAGGAUGCUCACUAAACAACGUGUUUCCUUUAGCUCUCAAGCCUACCUCAGAUGACAAGAAAAUGUUGGAUUUCAAGCUGAUGUUUGACCCAGGACCCAAUUUAGAACACUCCGAACUGGAGGACAGUGCUUAUUACGCCAAAAUCCUUUGGAGCGUCAACGUGGUGUGUGUUAAAGAUCACAACAGAAGUGUGACCGUCAACUCGUGGGAUGUCCCGGGGAGAAGUGCCUUCUGCCACAGCCAAGAUGAAAUGUCCAUGAACACAACCUUAGAAUUGAAUGAGGUACUCAACCCUUACAGUCCAUACUUAGAUGACGAGAAACAUCUUGGUGUUAGGCUCCUAAUAGCAAAUGCCAAUGAAGUCUAUGAUCCUCUCUUGAUCAACUCUGACAAACACAGCGUCGCAAAGCUGCGAGAAAUGAAUGCUCAGACCAAGGCUGUUGUCGAAAAUUUCUGGAAGGAUCAACUUGACGAUGUGAAUGCUGAAAAAGACAAAAUAAUAGCUGACAAAGAAGACGAACUUGCCGCGAGAGAGGAACAACUAAACAAGAAGGAAGCAGCUAUCCAGGCGCUGAAAGACGAGAUCACGGAGAGUAAUGAAUACCUUGCAGAAAUUGAAAGCACUGUUGACGAGAUUGAUGGGAAGAAGGUGAGCAGCAUAAAGGAUCUUAUUCAAGAAGCUCAACCUGAAGAAAAGGAACUCAAUAAACAACAGGAAGUUGCAGAAAAGUUAAAGGCUUUCUUGAUGGAGCACCUUCCAUUUAGCGUCAGCCGUAUUUCAGUUGUGGGUGCCGUUGGUCAGGGAACAACCAUCAAAGGAAACCUGGAACUAGACUUGGCUGUGUUUGUCAAAGAUCUCCCAAGGACUGAACAUAAGAGCUGGUUACCAGCCAUAGUGUUUACUAUCAAGACCUUACUGAAACAGGAAAGUUCUAAACAAGCAGAGCACAACUUAAGUGAUGACAAUCAGCUUGCUGCAAGCAAACUGCCACCAUGUUCAGAUUUCACCACAACUUCUACAGCUGUGUUGUUCAAAUGUGAUGACGUCAAUGUGGUGGUCAUGCCUGUUAAUGACUGGGAGCCAAUGGGAGGUUACACAGCUUUGUACAAACAAUGCUUGAGCCAGCCGGCAGAUGCCCAGCUAUUCUAUAAUAUUUCAGUCUGCGAGAGACAAACAGAGUUUAUUUCCUUGCAGACAACAAAGUGCAAGGAGAUGAUUCGCAUUGUGAAGGUGUGGAGUAACAGCGUAGCAUGGCGGAAUUCCUCAUCCACACCUAGUCAGUACCUACUGUCUCUACUCGUCACAGCAGCCUGUCAAGUCGUUCUUGGCAUUGAGGAAGAUGAUCAGUCUCAUGCAGUGAGGGCAGACAAAGAUGUAUUCUUGGAACUUGCAGACAUGGUUGGUGACGAGUCACUCGAAGUGUUAUGGAAUGAGUAUUACCUGGCAGAAGAAUAUCCCAGGGAGAGUUUUCCAGUCCAAUUUGAGCUGCCAAUUAUUCAAGACCCUGCCAUUCCAGCACACAAUGUGGCCUCUACUGACUUGGAGGACUGGGCACAAUUCAGGAGAGAGCUUUCAAAAUGGGUCGCAAAAUUAACACUUUAGGUCUGUUGUGCAAACUGUUGUAACAUCAUAAGAUAUGCAAAGGCUGGACUGAAAAAGAUAUUUAAAGAAUUCAACAACCAUUAUUUUGUUCAUUUGUAAUCAUUGUAACUAUUAUAAUUAUAAUUUAAAGUGGUGAACUUGUCAUGUGAGGCAACUGAGUGUUACAGUACAGUUCUAAUGAUAAUCAUUGAAGCAGAUUGCUAGAUAAUCAAUCUCCCGGAACCAGCAACUUUUUGUGUGGAGUUAUUGAACACAAUUUUGUUUAUAGAGCUGGGAUUGUUUUCCAUAUAUUUUGAUCCUGGAUCAUUUUCCUGUAUAUUUACCUGACAAAGACUAGAUGGUACCUAUAAAUUUUUCAAUGUUUUAAUCCACUGUUUAUUUAGGGGCAGCACUUACAAAAACUCAAUAAUUGAAUAAAACAAGUCUUACUUUAAUUUUGUCGACCAAAUAAUAGCAGCAACCAUACGUCAGUUUUGAACGUCAAUGUCACUCCACUCCUCUUCCAUAUCAAAGUCAAGUAGAUACAAAGAAGCAUGUGCAAGACGUUCUGCAUAAGCACUGCUGUUGAACUCUGAUGUUUCAAAAGAACAUUGCAAAUGCUGUCUUGUGUGGCAGCUUUUUUUUAGGGUAGGGCAUUGAAUUUUCAAGUAAAUGCAGUUAUAUUUUCACAUGCAGGACUGACAGGGUUUGACAAUCAUACAGGUUUGACUGUACCAGUAUCUACUAGCAGUGCUCAAAAGAUGUUUUGAAAUUUCACGGUCAAUGCUAUUUCAGUACAACAAAUAAUUCAAUUUUAUUUAUUAAUGUUUUCCUUUCUUUUGAUAUGCUUGGAAUGUAUGGCAAAGUAGUUAGAAUGUUUCGAACCUGCUAAUAAUGAUAUUUUAUUAUCGAUAUGUUCUACAGUGUUUUUGUUAUCACCUUUGUUAACUUGAAAGUUAUAUACCCCCAGUAUUACCAGCAAACAAAUGUAUUCGUUCAUAAACAAAAUAAAUAAAUAAAUAAAUAACAUGAACAAAGAAAAUAUGAAAAAUUAACUCGUAACUAUUAAUUAUUGAAUAAGUAUUCUGCAGUUCAGCAAAUCUAUCUUCUGUUACUUCUUACAAGGAUAUAUUAAUAUACUCACCUCCAAUAACUGGUUAACAUGCUAUUUGAAAGUCUGUUUUGGUUCACUGUCCAGUAAAAGGUGCUUCCUGCUCUGUAAUGUGAAUCAAUCCAUGCUCAAAGUUGCCAACCUAAAUAUUUAUUCCAAUCAGCCAAAAUAAGUAUACAAAUAUAUCAUACUUUAUACACCUUCA